Molecule: messenger RNA, 7740 nt
Organism: Bicyclus anynana (squinting bush brown)
Lineage: Eukaryota; Metazoa; Arthropoda; Insecta; Lepidoptera; Nymphalidae
Gene: Ras64B
Product: ras-like protein 2
Exons: 4
Coding region: 183-782 (199 amino acids)
Biological process (GO): signal transduction
Cellular component (GO): plasma membrane
Molecular function (GO): GTPase activity; GDP binding; GTP binding
Source: RefSeq, a predicted model, not a curated record
UUGAAUAUUACUAACAACAGGUGAAAUUUUUAAAAGAGCAAAUCUGCGAUCAUGCUUGAAACGAAACGUUACAAUUGAAUCAUCCGUGACCGUCAUUCGUCGGGGAAUUUUAGAAAAUACAAUUAAUUUCGUUAACAACAUUAGUGUUUAUUUAAUAGUAACAAUAAAUCAGCUAACGGAAGAUGUCACGGCCAGGCGAUAGACCUAAUCAGGCGCAAACAUACAAGCUGGUCGUGGUCGGAGGCGGUGGAGUUGGGAAGAGUGCUAUCACAAUUCAAUUUAUACAGAGUUACUUUGUGACGGACUAUGACCCCACCAUUGAAGACAGCUACACUAAGCAGUGUGUCAUCGAUGAUAUACCUGCUAAAUUGGACAUCCUGGACACAGCUGGUCAAGAGGAGUUCAGUGCGAUGAGAGAGCAGUACAUGCGCUCCGGCGAGGGAUUCCUCCUCAUCUUCUCAGUGGCAGAUCAUGCCAGCUUCGAGGAGCUGUUCAAGUUCCACAAGCAGAUCCUGCGCGUCAAGGACAGGGAUGAGUUCCCCAUGCUCAUGGUUGGGAACAAGGCUGAUUUGGAGCAUCAGAGAUUGGUAACACUGGACGAAGCGCAAGCUCUCUCCCGCCAACUGAAAAUACCUUACAUCGAAUGCAGUGCAAAAGCGCGCAUGAACGUAGACCAGGCCUUCCACGAGCUGGUCAGACUCGUGCGGCGGUUCCAAGAGGCUGAGAGGAUUCACAUCAAGGCCGAACACAGAAACAAGAAGAAAAAGUGCACCAUCUUGUAACAUUGUCUGUGGUGAGCUUAAAAAAUAAAGUGAAAUGUCAAAUUCAAAUGACAGAUUGACAGAUAAACUUUUUUGAAUGUUUGAAUAUUAUCUGUCGUUCGAAUUUUGAAACGGUGCUGAUUUUUGGAUGAUGAUUUGUUUUUGUUUUUUUUUGCGAAAGCUUUGUCUGUUGUUUUUUUUUUUAUUGCGCUCUGGCGAUUUUUCACUGUAAGUGAUAUUGAACAUUACCAAAUUUUUAUUAUUUAAAAGAGAUAAUAACAAUUUAUUAUAAUUUUUUGCCAAGAACAAUAUUUUUUUUUAAUUAUGUUAAGCGCACACCUAUCAACCUGUUAAUAUUUUUUUUGUUUUUGGGAAGAUUUUUGUAAUACAACAUACGAAAAUAUGCCUGUAAGAGCACCUAUUUUAUUUAUUUUUUUAAUUUUAUACACCUACACAGUACACACCACCUAGUGUAGUUAAGAUCUCAGUUUCUUGACAAAAAUAUUUUUUUGGUAAUAAUCCAAAAUCGAUCCAAAAGUUAGUGAGGAAUUAUUGAUCCAAAUCAGGAAAAGGAUCCUAAAAGAGUAGACAAUUUCCUAAAAAUAUAUUGAUUUUAACUAAACUCUAAAAAUAACUAAAAAUAUAUGCUAAAAAUAGCACACCUACUCUUCUAGCUGGCAUCGCAGUUUUGUGAUAUAGUAAUCAAUUGAGUUAAAUUUGUUUUUGUCAUACAGAAGAUUUUGAAGAAAUUGACAUCUUGACUGACUAACCCCUCAUUUUUUAAAGGUUAUAGUUUAAAGCUAGUUAAGUUAUUCAAAAUCUUAAUACAUAUGGAUUAAGAGCCUGCAUAGCCAUACAUACCUAAUUUUAUGAAUGCUCUAAGUUUCCUCUACAUCAUCAUAAUCAUCAGGACAUAGGGCUUUUGUAGGGACUUCCAAACAUCACGAUCCUGAGUCGACUGCAUCCAGCGAAUCCCUGCAACUCGCUUGAUGUCGUCAUUCCACCUGAUUUCUAGUUCGGGGUCGCCGUUCUAGUACCAUAUGUCCCCCGCCCAUUGCCACUUCCGCUACAUAAUAUGAGAAAUCAUGUUUCCAAUCGCCAGUCAUUUAGUUUAGCGACAAUCCUUCGAUAAUAGUAUAUGCCGGCAAGAGAGGCAUUGAUGGACGAACGUGCGAAUAUGGGCCGAGGCACACUAGCGAUUUCAACCCUCAUUUUUAUUUUUUUUGCUGGUAAACAGUGUACAUCUAGUAUGGCUGAAGUAUAGACACAUAAUUCUUUGUGUUGUUCUAUAGAAAAUAUCAAAAAAUUACAUUUUAUACUUGGACAACUGCCGAUCAAAAACCAAAAAAGACAUUUGGUCAAUACUCUAUAAUUGUCUACCAUAUUACCUACGAGUAUGGUAGGAACAUAGACUGACAAACAUUCAGCGUUCUUAAAAUGAGGUAUCUCUCAGACCACCUUUACCUUUGGAUUUGUCAAAUCAGUCAAAUCCACCAACAAACUUGUCGUAUUUUAAGGGAGACGAGGUAAACUCACACAUCAAAAAUAUUUAACACCAAUGAAUAUAUCCCGUGUUCUUACACUACUAAUACACACACGUGUAAUUUUAACACAUGAAACAUUGAUUCUCUAUAGAAUCAAUGUUCAAAAAUGAUCAAAAAUGUUCAUACAAACUGCAUUAUAGAUGCAGUUUGUGUGAACAUGUUUGAACAUGAUCAUAUAAUUUUGACAGAGGGGUAAGCUGCCUCUAGCGAGGCAGAUCCUAUAGAAGGUAAUUAGUCUGAUGGUAUGUCAAGGUAAUACAGGCUCUAUUUCUAUUGUAUUCAAAAUUAUUUUGUCUAUAACCUAUGGUGACAUAUUUUCUUCUAGUGCCAUCUUUGGCUUUACAAUGAGCAGUGACUAUGUAUUACUUUUCAUACAUAAUCUUAAGUAGUCAUUAAGCAGUAUAAAUUAUUAUUUAUUUUGAUAAGUAUUUUUUUUUAUUUUGUUAAAGCUGGUCGCACAUUACGGAAAAGCCGCGCGUUCUGAUGCGGUCCAUAAAUAAAGCACAAUUGCGGUUACGGUAAACGCACAUUUUUGUAUUUUAAUAUACUGAUUAAUAAAUUUUGAUGGUUUAUUAAAUCAUACUAAUUACUAAGCUCCCAGUGUAAGUUUUGAUAUAAAUAUAUAAUAAAAUAACAAUCUUUAUUAAAUUUAUAUCUCUAUCUUCCAGUGAGUUUGUUGUAUUUUUUGGUAUCGCGUAAAAAUUUAAGCAUUCGAGAAAACAGUCAUUUUGCAAUCACAGACUGUCAGUUCAAUUUUAAUUAUAUUAAUCUUCCUGAUCUAUUGAUUGAUCAAAACUUACACUAGGUAGCGCUAACUAAAACUUGAAGUUGUAUAUAUUUUUUUUUGCUUUUAUGGGAUAAAUUAAAACCAAACCAUAUCGGUGAUAAUUGAUUAUCUCGAAACCAAAAACUAAUUAAAGUAAUAUAAUAUUUUUUUGUUGCAAAUAUUUUUUUGUGACCUAUAAGUAUGUAAGUCUUAAAGUAUUUUUGAAAGAUUUUCUGGUGUUUAAAAUACCUUGUUUUAAGUGUUCAUAUAAACAAAUAUGAGUAUGGACUUAUAUUUAGCUAGUCUGCGCUUAAUGAAUGGAAGCAGGCCUUACAUCGUGGAAGUUCAGUAUGAGCAAUUAAUAAAUAUCUAAUUGAUUUCGAAAUAUGGAGUAUCCUCAAAACAUUUUGCACUCUACAAUGAUAGUUCCUCCUUCGCCAGGCGCUGUUAAGGAAAUAACUUGAAGGGUGUCUGGUAAAGCGAUUCUCUGAGAACUCAUAUUACGAUAUAAUAAAUGCGCUUAAUACUUACUUGAAUAAGUUGAGGUUCGGAGUUUUGUGUGGCAUGGAAGUUGAACUAUGUGCAGAAUACAUUUUCAGGUGUUAAUGACGUACGGUAAGAGGUGCCAUGAUUGAGCAUAUCAACUCAACGAGUUGAUAUGCUCACUCAUCAUGCUUUCAUUCAUGCUUUCCGAUUGUAAUGGUACAAUCGCCUAAGAAAUUUUCAAUUAUUUAACAUCUUAAAUGUUUAAUGAAGCACGCGUCUAGCAAUUUUGUUUAUAAUUGUACCUACGCAAUUUGGUUCAACUAAUUUGCUGGCAUCUAUAGAUGUCCGAACUUUAUGUUAGGAAAAUGAAUAUAAUAACUUCCAGCUCACAGAAUAAAGCUCUCUACAAGCAGGUGAAACCUAUAAAAAACAAACGUUUGCAUAUACAAACUUUUUUAGUAAUGUGUAUUUCAAGAUUUAACACACACAACAAUUACGUAAAUUGAUAUCACAAUAGACUAAUAAUCAAUAAUUACCUAUAAAAAUACUCCAUUUUUUAGUUUUUGUGAACAGUUUUUAAAAUAAUUAAAAACAUAAGAUGCGACGCUUCGUGUUGUACUGACUCCAGAAUGUAUUCGUUUUUGAAUUUGUAUUUGGAAUGGCUGCAUCUCUUCCGUGUUCAAUACGCUCUAUCUGCCUAUCAUUCUUUAAUUUGUGUUCCAGCCUUAUAAAAUCACCAUCUCUCUAGCUAAAUAUAAGUCUGUAUGUAACAGCGGUUCUGUUGUUUAUUGGAGUCAGUUGGUAACUGUUUAAUAUUAGUUUUUAAGUUUUUUUUGUUAUGUAUGCUAUUGGGAUAGUGUGAAAUUAUGUAAAAGAACAAUAUUAACGCUUGUGUCUCUUAAUUUAAGCUAAUAACGGUUUAACAUGUUUUUUUUUGGAUUUUUGUGACAUGGAAAUGGUGGGAAGAGCGGAAUUUAGAUUUGAGGUAUAUUCAUUUUGGCGGCCUCCGUGGCGCUGUGGAUUUACAAGACUGAGUCUUCGGAGUUCUGGGUUCGAUCCCCGAUUGGGCCGAUUGAUGUUUUAUUAAUUGGUCCAGGUAUGGCUGGAUGGAAGCCUCUGCCGUGGUAGUUACCACGUGGAUUUAGCACGAUGUCGCGUAGAAACCAAAAGGAGUGUGGACCUUUAAUAAGGUAGUUCUAUCUUAGAUUGCAUCAUCACUUACCAUCAGGUGAGAUUGUAGUCAAGGGCUAACUUAUGAAGAAUGAAAAAAAAUCAAGUAGUUAGAAGCCCCAAUAGUUCAAUGGUUAAUAGGCUGGUCUCAUCAUUGAGUUGUGGUACGAUCUCUGCCCUUUAAACUCAAGUCUUACCCACUCAUAACACAGUCUUAUCUGAUGAUUUAGUGGAGAAAUAAAGUCACAUUUAAAAAUACAGCAAAUAUUACGUUUUUUUUUAAUUUCCAUACAAUUAAAUUAUGAAUUUUGCCAGGCUUGAUUUCAUCAAAUCCUCGAUGUUGGUGUCAUUUCUGUCUCAUAAAAAUCCAUAGAGUUUGAGGGAAAAGUGCUUAACAAUAAAUCAGGGCUGAUCUUUUGGGCAACCUGUUUUGUAUGGAUGAACUAAUUUAGGCGUUGAAAUUGUAAAGGGUAGAUGUAUGGAGAACCAUCUUGUGGGCUUGUAAACAACUUGUUACACAGUUCUGAAUUCGAUCAGAAUACUGCUAGUAGUGCUAGAAUAUGGUCAUUAUUAACAAGCCAUAUUCGGCUCAAUGUGAGCACAAGUCGCCUCACAGAAUGACAGGGGUUAAGCUAAUAGUCCACCACGCUGGCCCAGUGUAAACGCAAAAUAUAAACAUUUUAACAUUUAAAAAUGUUUAUAUUUUGCCUACAAUUUGUAGCAUAUUUUUUAUUAUUCAGUUGUUUGAGCCUUGAAAUUUGUAAUAUGGUCAGAUUGCAUCAUUCUAUUUAGUUCAUACCAGCCUCUAAACAUGUGAAGUAAAUAUCUGAAGAAGUUUUUAAUUGGUCUUGGGUUGUUAUUGAGUUAAGUAUAAUUAAAGUUGGUUUAUUGUUUUUUUUCUAUUACCAAUCUUGUAAUUUUCUUAGUUGAGUUUAAAUUUUACUCUCCCAAGAGAGUAUACUAUAUGCUGAAAAUAAGUCGGAAACUUCGUAAAGAGAUGGUUUCGAGUUCUCCCUAACUCUACCCUUAGACAAUAAAAGAUAAAACUAUAUUUUUUAUAAUGUAUUUAUAUUGUGUUGUAAUUUGUAACGCAUUUUUUGCUAAGCGAAACUUUUUUACUUUUAGGUGCAAUUUUUGAUACAAUUAUUUAAUAUUUAUAAAGUAUUCUGUUUAUAUUAGCUUGUAAUAUUAGGUACCUAUGAUGUAUUCAGUAUACUGUAUAUUCGUUGUGUAAGAUUAAUAUUAAAAUAACAAGAAAUGGAAUUUUUAAGUAUUUCAGAUUAACAUACCUAAAUGCAAUAUAAAAGGCCACAGAAAAGGAGCCACAUGGGUUAUUGCUUUACCCACUCUUAAGGCAAUCUGUUUGAUCCAUUUAUUUAUUUUAAGUAGAUUUUUAUACAAGCAGUUUCAGUAAGUCGGUCUUUGAGUGAUUAGUGUUUUUCAGAUAGCAUGGGUACAGUGACAGUCGCCUGUAUGACGUUCAUAAUGCGUACUCUUAUCGUGAAUCGCGGAAUCAAACUUUCAAGAGUGAAACGAACUGUCACCCGCACCAUCCUACAUGAAACGAACUGUAGUGACGCAAUCAAUAGUUCGGAAAGCAGAUUCUAUCGAAACCGUAUAACUCUUUCUCAAAUUAAGUUAAAAAGUGUGUGAUUUAAAAUUUUACAGUUGCAUGUAAAAAGUCAUGUAAAUCUGUAAAAUUCUGAUUUCUAAAUGGGUCCUCAAUUUGUUCGUAGAUUGUGUUCAUUCAUAGAAUAUAAACAAACUGAAUAUAAACAAACUUGUCUAUAUGAAAAAAUAAUUAUGCAUUACUAAAAACCAUAUAGGUAUACAUUUUAAAAAUUCCAUUCUACUCGUGUAUAACAUAGUAUUGAAUGUAACAAUUUGUUUGAUAACCGUUUUUGUAUGUACAUAGCACAUAUCAGUAGACAACGACUUACUACAUACAUUGUACUUAGUACAUAGACUCGAUGAUCACUGUCAUUGACAGUGACAGUGACAGAAGAUUAUAUAAAAACUUGUCAAAUAGUUGCUCCCCACUUAUGCCUAGUUCGGACGACUUUAGUAUUUUAGUCCAGUACGAAUAAUUUUUGGGCGGUAAAUCCAAAAAUCGUUCGUACUCGACUAAAAUACUAAAGUAGUCUAUACUAACGCCUUUCUUGAUGAGUACUGUUUACCAACAAAGAAAUUAGAAAUGAAUGUAGAAAACGCAUGUCAUUUCAUAACUUAUUUUUUUUUAAUUAUGUAUAGUUUGUUUUUAAAAUAUUAUAUAAAAUAUAUAAACCAUAUCUAAUUGUUCUAAGCUUAUUAAUCAAAUUUAUUUUAUUUAAUUUAAGAACAAGUUAAUUAUAAUUAUUAUUAGGUGUGAAAUGACUAGUGAUUUAUACCCUCAAUUUUAAUUUGUUUGUUGGUAAACAGUAGUCAUCGAGGGGACAACUUAUGUGAGCCGUUUUUAUGAAAAGUUAAUGCAGUCUAUACAGUAUAAUGUCUCUGGUAAUAGAUCAAUAAUAUAAAAAUACCACCAAACAAUAAUUUGUAGCCACCUAAAAAAAAAUAUUAUUUUUACAAUUUUGAUUUUUGUUUAUUUUAAAGUAUAGAUAGUUGGUUUAAAUAUAUUGCUGAAAAAAUGUUUCUGUGUAGUAACACCUGUCUAAUUAUUUUUCUGUCUACGCCCGCUACCAUAUUUGCCUGACGGUGACGAUCACUUGUGGUCCGUCAUCAGAAAUAUAUAUUCUGUAUGCCGGAUCUCGGACUAUUGGCAUCGAAGCAGUUAAAAGUUAAGUUGUCAAAUAAAAAAGCCCUUACGACUCAAGAAUACCUUGCAGUUUAUGUUAUGUACAAUAGCUAAGUUUUUUAUUAUAUUAACAAGGUAUAAUAUAUUUUGUUUUAUAAGGUUUUCACGAUGAUUGGUGACGAUAAGUUGUAAAGAGCUUUAACUGGCUAUACGCCCUUAACUGAAUAACCAUACCUACUGUUGUCAUAAUCGUAUUGUAAUAAAAUAAUUAUAACAAGA